CGUAUAGCUGGAACUUUACGCUUUCUGACAUCUUCAGGACAGAGGAGUUUACACAGUGGUGGUUUCUCAGUAACAUGACAAGCUGCAUUUUUUUUGCCUUAUUAACAUGGAGAGAGAAAUAAAGAGAGGCUGGUGAGAGAACAACUGUUUAUAGCUGCAAUGGCGUAACUGAGAACAGAAACUAACUUGUUUCAUGUAAAUAUAAAUGGAUAAAAAGUCAUUCUUCAAUAAAUAAAAAAUGUUUGAAAAAUUGAAAAAUUGCUGUGGUAUAAGAGGAAUAAAACACUUUGGACAUGCUGUUAUAGGAAAAUAAUCAACUUCCUGGUGGUAAGAGCAACUUUGCUUCAUCACAACAUCCUGCUGUUGAUUAAUUUCCUCUAACAGCAUGACGCAGUGUGUUUUAUUCUUUAUCAGGCAAUCCUAAUUUUAAUUUCUUCUUGAAAUAAGUACAACAUAAAAAGGUACCAUAGGGAAUAAAGAGCACAUUUGUCACAAAUAACAUUAUAAUGUGUGUGUGUUUGUGUGUGUGAGAGAGAGAGAGAGAGAGAGAGAGAGAGAGGAUGCAGAUGAAGCUGAUGAAGGCAGUAUUGUUGGUGUGUGUGUGUCUGAGUGUGUUGCCUGCACACUGUGCAUGUUUUUCACGUGGAGCUUCAACAGCUACCUGCAUGGACAUGAAGCCUGGCCACAUCAGCGCUCAAGCACAACACACACACACAGCGUCUGCGGUGACCAUACACACCAGCCGCGCAGUCUAUCUACCACACCACACACUCAUGGGUAUGUACACACACACACACACACACACACAGACACACUAUGCUAUGUAAUGACCAUUAUAUGAAUAUCUGUUUGUGUGUUUGUGUGUGUUUCAGUGAGUGUGCGCAGCUCUCGAGCGUUUAUGGGUCUUCUGCUGCAUGCACGCUCUGUAGUGGAGGACCGCGUGGUUGGAGGCGAGUUCACACUCCACCCUCCGGGAACACACACACUCUCCUGCCUGUCCACUGCAGACACAGUCACACACUCCGACAAGCUGCUGAAGAGGAACCUGUCGUUCACCUGGAGGGCUCCGGCUCAGCCCAGUGGGGACCUGAGAUUCUAUAUCACAGUGGUCCACUCCUAUUUCGUCUACUGGACUCGGAUCCACUCAGCUGUGGUGCAUGAUGGGACCCGUAAGACUCGUACUGGACAUGAUGCUGGACUACAGAACAGAAUCGUCUCAGCAUCUCCGACGAAAUCAUCACUCACACAAACACACACUUCUGCACACACACACUCAGAAUACUCAAACACCACAUGCACACUGACGAGUAACUUCCCCACACACACUGUACUGCCCAAACACACCACACACUCACACUCUGAUAAACAAACAAGCAUACAUGACCCUGGAAAUACCACACCCACACAAUUAUACACAACAACACACACAGACAUGCACACACACCCCCCCAAAGGUUCAAAGAAUCCUCUUCACACACACAUACGCACACAGAGCGGACCAGACGUUCUUACACAUUUUCUAAGAAACAGCAUCACUUACACACAAGCACAUACACAGACACACAUUGCGACUACACCAACCACGCACACACACACAUCACCUAACACCAUGCCGAUGUCUCGUUCACUAACAACACACACUCCAACAACACACACGUGCUCACCGGCCGCGGCAUGCACCUCACGUGGUGUCACCAUGGUAACCCUGAAAACACACACACACUCGGCUCAUGCGUCUACACCAGCUCCAUCCCAGCACACACACUCCUCAAACAUACUCACACACACACCUGCUGUGACUGUCUCUCCAACCACACACACACCCACACACACACCCACACACACUCCCACACACACUCCCACACACACUCCCACUGCAUCACACACACCCACACACACUCCCACUGCAUCUCACACACCCACUGCAUCACACACACCCACACACACACCCACUGCAUCACACACACCCACACACACUCCCACUGCAUCUCACACACCCACUGCAUCACACACACCCACACACACUCCCACUGCAUCUCACACACCCAUUGCAUCACACACACCCACACACUCAACCACACACACUCCCACUGCAUCAUACACACCCACACACACACCCACUGCAUCACACACACCCACACACACUCCCACUGCAUCACACACACCCAUACACACACCCAUUGCAUCACACACACCCACACAACACACUCCCACUGCAUCACACACACCCACACACACUCCCACUGCAUCAAACACAACCACACACACUCCCACUGGAUCACACACACCCACACAACACACUCCCACUGCAUCAAACACAACCACACACACUCCCACUGCAUCACACACACCCAUACACACUCAAACUGGAUCACACACACCUACACAACUCACUCCCACUGCACCACACACACCGACACACACUCCCACUGCAUCACACACACACACGCCCACUGCACCACACACACACGCUCCACCUUCAGCUCUCCACCCGGAUCCAUCUGCAGCACUCCAGCGCUCUCUGUCUGAUCCGGUGGAGCCGAGGGACGCUCCUGAAGUGUUUGUGAAACACCCCGAUCCCGAGCAACACCCGGAAAGCGGGAUCAAAACCGGAGGCGGAGUCAAGGUCGAGACGGGGGCGGGGCUUGUGUCUCAGCCGGUGCUGUUGCUGGUGCUGUCGCUGGCUCUGUUGGUGGCGCUGGCCGUCUACGUCCAGAGGAAACACUGCGUCCGGCGCAGCGGCGUGUCUCUGAGCGACAGCGGGCAGGAGAGCGCAGGAGUGAGACGCACGCAGGAGUGCGGCGAGCUCGUCCAGCUGCGCAGGGUCCGAGAGAACAGCCUGCUGCUGCUGCAGGCCCAGUACGACAUCAUUACAGCACCAGGGAACUAACACACACACAAACACACACACACAUACACUGUACUGUGCUCUGUGCUAAUUAUAACAGGGAUAUCUAAGGAAUAAAAUAGAAAAUAGAAGCGGAAUUACUGGUGCCACUCUGAAGUUGAUUAUUUUCCUACAACAGCAGGUCCCCAAGUGUUUUAUUCCUUUUAUACCACAACAAUCUGCCAAAAGUUUACAUUUAUUUAUGAGAUAUCUGACUUUUAUCCAUUUACAGUUACAUGUUCUCACUUAUGUUAUAGCAGCUAUAAAGAGUCAUUCCUUCAUGAGCCUCUUUUUUUCUCUCUCCUGCGCAGGGUCACGAUGGAUUACAUUUUUUUUUUUAUAUUUAAGAAAAUAGAAACAAAAAAAAAAAAAGACACUCCUAGAAGAGAGAAUGUGUUUAGAAUUACAGCAUGUGUGAAAUCUUAAUAAUUUUCAAAUAUUUAUCUCCUUACACUUAUUUUUUGUACUUAUAUUUUCAUUUCAUCUUUUAUUUUAUUUUUUUAAUCAUUUCAUUUUUACUACUUG
Molecule: messenger RNA, 3412 nt
Organism: Pangasianodon hypophthalmus (striped catfish)
Lineage: Eukaryota; Metazoa; Chordata; Actinopteri; Siluriformes; Pangasiidae
Product: mucin-2
Exons: 4
Coding region: 899-2890 (663 amino acids)
Source: RefSeq, a predicted model, not a curated record